Polistes canadensis is the source of this 4202-nucleotide messenger RNA. It is a transcript of the gene Oatp74D, whose product is annotated as solute carrier organic anion transporter family member 3A1. The transcript is spliced from 16 exons. Gene Ontology annotation, molecular function: protein binding. NCBI's taxonomy places the organism in Eukaryota, Metazoa, Arthropoda, Insecta, Hymenoptera, Vespidae. The record is from RefSeq and is a predicted model, not a curated record. The coding region runs from base 1691 to 3928 and encodes 745 amino acids. Gene Ontology annotation, cellular component: membrane. Gene Ontology annotation, biological process: sodium-independent organic anion transport; transmembrane transport.
GACUUUCAAUGGCAAUAAAUUUUUCUCAAUGAACGUAUAGUAUGUUAUCACAUAAUGGAUUCGACUUUUUCUAUUUCAAGACAAGCCUUAUCUAGGUAUAAGGAGUUAGAUAAUGUCGCAUGUAAAUACGUUGUAAUAAUAGAAGGGACACGCGUGCGCGCAAGAGGGGUGAAGGGGAUUGCAGAAAAGUGGGUGGGUGGUUUGGUACGGGGAGGAAAGGGAGGGAAGAGAAAGAAAGAAAGAGAGAGAAAGAGAGAGAAGGGGAGGCAGGUCAGGGCAGGCUGACAGCAAGUCGACGUUCGAUUUCAGUCGAAAGCGAAAAGCCGUCAAGUCCGUGCACGGUCGCCGGACUACCGGCUUGUUCGCGAGAAAGUGCGCAUGCUUAACGUCUCCGUGUCGCGUCGUCGUCCUCCGCGCGUCCAAAUGUCAUACGAGUGCUGCGGCGACGGCAAGGUCGCCGGCGACAGUCUCGUCGCCGCCCUCUCGGAGCUCUUCGCCACCCUCUCAGAGCUCUUCACCUUCUCGCAUACUUUUUGCCGCGAGAUCCUUCUGGCCCUGAGCUCAAGCGGCAUUCUUUCUUCCUUCUCCUCCUCCUCUACUAUUACUACUACAAUUACUACUAUUAAUACUACUGCUACUGCUGCUACCACUACCUCUUCCUUCACCUCCCCUUUCCCGUCUUUUUCCUAUUUCUUUUUUUUCCCGUCACCCUUGCCAGAUUCUUCUAAUUCUAAUUCUAUAUCUACAUCGAUUUUUUCUAUUCCCUCCUUCAAUAUCGACAAUCUCUCCGUUAUCUUUAUGUCCUUGCUUCUCACCUUCGUCCUUGCCAUCGUCCUCGUUCGUUCUCUUCUUCAUCGUUGCCGUCGUCGUCGCGCUGUCUAGAGAUUCUAGAGUCCCAAGCAAACACACACCAACAAGGGAUCGAUUACAUCAUACUUUCCCACCAACGUCGUCGACUAUUUCCUUAUUGGUCAAUUUCCUUCGAAACGUCUUAUUUCAAAUAUGUCCGCAUUUCGUUAAUGCCGGAGGAGAGGAUUGACGAGAUUGUAUUUAUACGAUCGUAACAGAUCAAUUAGAAUCGCGUAUAACGUAUCGAACAAGUUAAUUAUCAAGAAUCAAGUUCCUUGUACUUAUAAUUAGAUCACGAUGAUCUUAAUUAAUAAUAAGAAUCGAGAAAAUUGGCCUAUGCACGUUACUUCGUCACAACGUCUGCUGCCAUUAAUUCGUCCAGCAAAUUUCUAUGAACGUGGACUGCUGAUUGAAACGUCGAUCGCGGAAGUUCUAUUGCACGUCCGUUCUGCCUCCCGCUCGUGUUGCGCGCCAUCGAAAUAAUAAAAUGUCGGCGAACGACUUCUGCACCCGCUGGAACUUUACGAUGGUGUGCUCUUUCCUCGUCAAGGACGAGCAAUGUGUGCAUCGUACGUGGGUGUUUCACACUUGCUUCGAACGAAAAAUACGAGACACGACGAUUCGAUCGUUCUACGAAGUUCAGUGUUUCAUAAACGUUGUUUCUGUGGUUUUGAAAGCCGUCAACGAUCGUCGACUCCCAAACUUUCCUCGACUCGUUCAGAUCGACUCGAUCGAGAAGGUAUCCUAGCAAGAGAGACGAUUGCUGCGAGAAAGAGGAAAAGGAAGAACGAAGAAGAAGAAGGAGAAAAAGUAAAAGGAAGAAGAAAAGAAAGCGUAGACAAUGGCGGGUGAGGACAGACAGAUUCUGGCGAAUGGGACCGUCGAGGCUCUCACGAUAAUACCAGCAAAGAUGGCUAAUGGAAACGGCCUUAUCUGUAGCAAGCAUAACAACAAUGGCUCGAUACCAAAUGGAAAGCAACAUGAGAACGGAGCAGCCGAGAAUGGGAAGCUGAUCGUGCCUGACGAAAAAUCUAGCAGCCUUCACACGGAAUUCGAUGAUUCUGACGUUUCCUGUGGUUGGGGUCCAUUUAGACCUCGAUGGUUGCAAUACUUUUCUACGAAGCAGGCCUUCUUGGUUAUCUUUUGCAUUACCUGGGUGCUUCAAGGCAUGUACUACACAUAUUUCGUCUCAGUGAUCACAACGAUCGAAAAGCUCUUCCAAAUCCAAUCGAAAACGACGGGUAUCAUAAUGUCUGCGACUGAGAUCGGCCAGAUCGGUUCGUCCCUUCUCUUAACGUAUUACUGCGGCCAAGGUCACCGGCCUAAGUGGAUCGCCUGGGGCAUGAUUCUCUUUGCCGUGAGCUCCUUCACCUGCUCGAUGCCUCAUUUCAUCUACGGUGAACAGCUGAUCCAACAAAACGAGAUGCUUUUCAGCGGCGUCGGACCUACUGGCGAAUUGGGUGGACAUAACAAUACUGAUCCAGUCCCAGCAAAUCUCUGCAAGUUGCGUGUACGAUCAGAGAACCAUACGCUCGACGAGUUAACAUUAGGUACAACGGCACCACAUGGUGAUUCGAUCGCAUAUUGCGAAGGUGACUUUCUAACGGAACAAAGAAUACAAAGUAAAAUAACGACGGUAGUCCUGGCAAUAUUUUUCGUCUCUUUGCUCGGUGUUGGAAUGGGUCAAACAGCCGUUUACACUCUUGGCAUACCAUACAUCGACGAUAACGUUGCCAGCAGAGAAAGUCCCUUGUAUUUCGCAAUCACGAUUGGUGUUAGGAUUCUGGGACCAGCGUUAGGCUUUAUCCUUGGAUCACUUUGCACGAUGCUUUAUGCAGAUCUAUCCGCAAAUCCACAAAUCACGCCUACCGAUCCAAGAUGGGUUGGUGCGUGGUGGCUCGGUCUGGUGCUGAUAUCCGCGAUGCUGAUGUUGGUCAGCAUAGGAAUGUUCGCCUUUCCUCCGCAUUUGCCGACGAACAGAACACCGCCGAAACGAGCGGAUGCCAAAAAACCUAGUCUAAGAGAUUUUCCAAAGGCAGUUAAAAGGCUCCUUAAGAACGAUAUCCUGAUGUUCAGGACAGCUAGCAGCGUGCUGCACAUCCUGCCAAUCGCAGGACUUUACACAUUCUUACCAAAGUACCUCGAGAGCCAAUUUCGCUUGCCAGCUCAUCAUGCUAACAUGAUAUCAGGUGUCGGUGGUAUUCUAGUAAUGGGCAUCGGUAUUAUAAUCAGCGGAGUAUUCAUUCUGAGAGCGAAACCAAACGCUAGGUUCGUUGCAGCAUGGAUAGCUUUUACAGCAGUCGUUUAUGCUAUUGGUAUGGCCGUAUUGAUGUUCGUUGGUUGCCCGAUGGACGACUUUGCUGGUCUUAUCUCGCACUCCGAUGGAAUCUCGAGCUUCGAGCCAACCUGCGAAGCAACCUGCGACUGCGAUCGAAACAAGUUCAGCCCGAUCUGUGGCGCGGAUGGUAAAACGUACUUCUCCGCGUGUCAUGCUGGCUGCUCGAAUUACACGAUAGCGGACGGUAAAGUGGAAUCGUUUUUUAACUGCCAGUGCAUCGGGCAAAAUUUAACGAUGCCGGAAAUAACGACGAACACAGCGACGAUUGGUUAUUGCCCAUUGGAGUGCAGUAACUUUUGGGUCUACAUGAUUCUCUUCUCGGUGUUCGUUUUUAUACACUCGACGAGCGAGGUUGGUUCCAUGUUACUGAUAUUACGUUGCGUGGAUCCACGGGACAAGGCCAUGGCCCUGGGUCUCAUACAAUUUGCUAUUGGCUUGUUUGGUAAUGUACCAUGCCCAAUCGUAUACGGUGCUGUUGUGGAUUCAGCGUGUCUCGUGUGGGAAUACGCUUGUGGUGAACGAGGUGCCUGCUGGCUCUACGACUCAAAUGUCUUCAGGAUGUUUUAUCACGGCACGACAGGUGGAAUCCUAAUAUUGGCUUUCGUCGUGGACUUAGUUGUGUGGUACAAAGCCGGUAGUAUUAGUUUCGUUGAGGAACAAGAAUGUGAGGAUGGCACAGCCGAAGAAAUGGCCACUUUAAAGUCUCAGGACGCGCAAAACGUCGAUAAUGAUUAUCUGUGAAGAAUAUACAUACAUAUAUAUAUUCAAAGACCCAUAUAUAUAUAUUUAUAGAUACAUAUAUAUGGCUAAACAUAUGUAUAUAGUUUCGAAACGAUGUACAUAAAAGGGUACGCAAGGCGUUCUUGUGUCAAGGUGUUGUUCAACCCUUAAAACACAGACGAAGUCGGUGUGUGAUUGAAGUGAAUUCGCGACUGUCGUCCUUCGACCUGUCCUACUUGACAACGGAUUAUUCUAGUCUUUCAUCAGAAAGGACGCAAGUCAGCGAGAAGAGAAA